Lycium ferocissimum is the source of this 504-nucleotide messenger RNA. RefSeq names its product late embryogenesis abundant protein 1-like. The coding region runs from base 101 to 364 and encodes 87 amino acids. The record is from RefSeq and is a predicted model, not a curated record. The transcript is spliced from 3 exons. Lineage: Eukaryota; Viridiplantae; Streptophyta; Magnoliopsida; Solanales; Solanaceae.
UGUCAUGUAUAUUGAAUACCACAAACAUUAAAAAAAAAAAAAAGGAGUUUUAAUAUUUAAUAUAUAUAUUUAUAUUUAUAAUUAUAUAUCAAGAAUCAAGAUGGCAAGUGCUCAAUGCAAUCGUGAUCAAUUCAAUAGCCAAGCUGAGGCCAAAUCAGAGCAAUGGGUAGAAUCAGGUAACAGUAGAGCCUCUGUUAACAAAGUUGAAGAUGCAAUCCAAAGAGCUCGUGAAUCAGCUCAACAAAAAAGGGAACAAAAUUCUGGAUUCCUUCACCAUACUGGAGAACAAAUGAUGCACAUGGCUCAAGAUGCUGUUGAUGGGGUGAAGAACACAUUUGGAAUUGGAUCAAACAAAAAUAAGUGAAAGACAAUACUACCAUUUUUCCAGGGAAUUAUCAUCACUAUGUUAUAAGCAUUUGUAACUAAUCAGAAUUAUCAUCACUAUGUUAAUAUUUUAAGCAUGUUAUAAUUUGUUUAUUUGUGUUUGGGUAUCAAACUACUUGU